Molecule: messenger RNA, 1948 nt
Organism: Haliotis rufescens (red abalone)
Lineage: Eukaryota; Metazoa; Mollusca; Gastropoda; Lepetellida; Haliotidae
Product: sialin-like
Exons: 11
Coding region: 139-1674 (511 amino acids)
Biological process (GO): monoatomic anion transport; transmembrane transport
Molecular function (GO): transmembrane transporter activity
Source: RefSeq, a predicted model, not a curated record
GCCAUUGCGGGAACGAAACUCGUGCAGGUGUCAUUCUGGGUGAUAAUCGUGCCCCGGCGAGGAGGGCACUUCACUACUUUGACCGACAUGAUGUCAGUCAUAUGACUUGUGUUAUCUUGUUUCAAUACGCGGACGGGUAUGGAGGAAACAAUUGAAGAGUCCCAAUUGAGAGAAAAUGCACCUUGCUUGUUAUCCAAACGAUGGCUGCUGGCCUACAUCUCCUCUAUCUCGUUCAUCUUCGUCUACGCCGUCAGGACCGACAUCAGUGUCGCCAUAGUCUGCAUGGUCAUUGACAACAACACAGCGUCUUCUGCAAACGUCUCCGACCCAAUGUGCGUCCCCAACGCUAAUGCUUCAAGGGGUUAUGACAGGGCGGAGUUCAAUUGGAACAAGGGAGAACAAUCCGGCAUUUUGUCCGCUUUUUACUAUGGUUAUAUCUUCGCCCAAAUCCCCGCUGGAUGGCUUGCCGGAAGGUUUGGGGGGAAAUAUGUGCUUGGAAUUGGUUGGACCAUUGGUGCCAUAGCAACCAUGUUGACUCCAGUUGGAGCACGGGAGAGCAUUUAUAUUGUGUACGCACUGAGGGUUCUCAUUGGAUUCUUUACGGGCGUGUCUUAUCCAGCGAUGCAGUCAAUGUGGGGGAAAUGGGCCCCACCUAUGGAGAGAAGUAAACUCCUCUCCCUGACGUUCUCGGGAGCUUUCGUCGGAAACAUUUUGACCUUUAUAAUAUCUGGCUAUUUGUGCGCUGAAGGAUUUGACAAUGGUUGGGGAUCUAUAUUUUACGUGGUAGGGGCAGCUAACCUAUUAUGGAUGAUUGUGUGGUUCGUCUUCGUGGCUGACAGUCCGUCAGCCCACUCCUCCAUCACUGAUGAAGAGCGCGACUACAUCGUUAAGAGCAUUGGGGACAGCACAAAACCGGUGACAUCUACUCCAUGGCGGGAGAUAGCAACAUCACGGCCACUCUACGUGUGCGUCCUGUCUCACGUCUGUUUCAACUGGUUGUUGUACACCAUCAUGGCGGAAGUACCAUCCUUCCUGAAAGAUGUUCUCCUCUACGAUGUUAAAUCAAACGGCCUGCUGUCGUCUGCUCCCUUCAUGGCCAUGUCUGUGACGUCAUUAGGAGGUGGCCAGAUAGCCGACUUCCUCCGAAGAAACUAUCUGAGCACCAAAGUCACCCGGAGAGGGGCUCAAGCUCUUGCUUUUCUCGGUGCCAGUGCGUGUUUGUUAGGGACGGGCUUCGUAUCCUGCAGCAACAGGUACGUCGGCGUUGUCCUCCUCUGUGUCUCCGUCGGCUUCAUGGGGCUCUGCAACUCUGGCUUCGUGGUCAACGUCGUCGACUUCGCUCCCAGAUACGCUGGAAUUCUGUUCGGAAUAUCCAACCUGUUUGCCACUGUUCCCGGGAUGACGGCACCACUGGCUGUUGGGGCGCUCACGCCCAAUAACACACAGGGAGAGUGGCGUACGGUGUUCUACAUCUGUGCGGGAUUCGGUCUUGUCGGAGCCAUCAUAUUUACCUUUUUCUCCGAGUUCGAAGUUCAACCCUGGGCACGGGAAAACGUUAAAGUUGACAUCGACGUUCUGGACAUGGACGGCAAGCCAAAAGUGGAAAAUUGUGAUGCGAACUCUGGAGUUCAUAACGAAGGAUUUACAGAGAAUGGGAAGAUCGAAUCACCUUGACUGCCAAGAAAAAAACAUUUCCCGUAAAAAACCAUGACAAUCCGGGUCACAAAAUUUCCCGUUUAACUGACUUGAUUAACGAAUCGUGAUCGUCCAGAAGGCGAGGGUUCUGGAUAAAGGGGGUCCGGAUUAACGAGGUUUUGCUGUAGUUUAUUUUCAUGGCUAACCUGAACUGGAAAUAAAUAUCAAUAAUGUCAACAAUGAGGACGGUAUCCCACUCACCAAGCGCACACGUUGUAGAUGUUUAAAGAAAUAAAACAAGUUCCACACGUUA